AAGGGAUAUAGGACACAUGGGUUACGUGCGCAUAGAGGGAGGAGUCAUCUGUGCUUGUUGCCAUUUAAUUGGCUGUUAGCUCACACUGAGUUGUAUAGUUAUCAGUAAUUAUAUUCAGCAUGUUUUGCACAAGAAAUGUCAUCCAGAAAGGGCAAUCUUCUUCCACCGUCAAAUUAUACCACAAAGAUGUCAUGCUCCGAUAGUCCAUCUGGAAAUUCGUUUCUGGUCGACUCCUUGAUCCAUGGAAGGGCCGAUGGAAGUGGGCACUACUACCAAAACAGCGGAGUCUACUUGCAGCCUACCUCCGAAUAUUCUUACGGACUAUCUAGCUGUGGCUAUUUUCCUGGACUCAAACGGAGUGAGAACAAUUCUCAAAAUGUAAUACCUGCAUGUGGCCCAUAUCAAGGCAUGGAAGCAUGGCUGGAGACGUCUAGGUCCUGUCGCAUCGAACAGCCAAACAACCAAAUUACCCCACGGUCGUUCUCGCCCACCAUUAAAGAGGAAAACUCUUACUGCUUAUACGAGUCUGAGAAGUGCUCAAAAGACACAGUUACAGAUGAUAUAUCGUACUCGCGACUGACACCAAACUCAUGCCCAUCCAGCAACAAUAACGGCUGUGUUCCGGUGCCUGGUUACUUCCGCCUAUCUCAGACAUGCACCACGUCUAAAGGUUUUCCAGACAACCAGUCUAUUUCGCCUCACGUUGCUCCUCAAGGUACUACUCGAUUUGACAGCUCUCUUUCAGCCAUACCAGCAGAAACGAGCAGGGAAGAGAGCGACGAGCCCUCCUCAUGCGCACCAUGCGCCCCGGGAAGAAACAAGGAGCUAAGGGGGUCCACCGGCACCGCUUCAUCUCCCGAACCACCGGACAGUCCAGAAAAGACGAUACAUGUUACUAAAGCAGGAGAUUCCAAAAAUGACAAUACGGCAAACUGGCUGACAGCGAAGAGUGGCCGUAAGAAGCGUUGCCCCUACACCAAACAUCAGACUCUAGAGCUGGAGAAAGAGUUCCUCUUCAACAUGUACUUGACACGAGAGCGUCGCCUGGAGAUCAGCCGCAGCGUUCACCUCACGGACAGACAAGUCAAAAUAUGGUUUCAGAACCGUCGAAUGAAGCUGAAGAAGAUGAGUCGAGAAAACCGAAUCCGAGAGCUGUCGACCAACUUCAGUUUUUCAUGAAGCCUCUGGUUCCAGAUCUCUGGCGCCCUCCACCAUCAGCUGCAGUGGCAGUCUCUGUAGGAGGUGGUGUGUGUGUGUGUGUGUGUGUGUGUGUGUGUGUGUGUGUGUGUGUGUGUGUGUGUGUGUGUGUGUGUGUGCAUAUGUGACUUGUGCAAGAUACUAUUGAUAACUUAUUGUGUCUCGUAUACUGUUGAAGUUUUUAUCUGUUUAUGUAAAAAUUUAUUUGACAUCCCUGUCGUCAUAACAUGUCAUGGUUAUUUAUAAACUGUCAAGGGUUUACUGUCACUGUAAAAGUAAGCGAGGGAAAUAUCGAAUGCUGAAGGUGUUUAUUGGAAAUUGUUGUAAAUAGCAUUCAGAAAAUAUUGUACAUUUAUUGUAUAUAACUGCGAUAUUUGCAUGUUGUAAUAAUAACUAUAAUGAAACCAUUUGAAAAAAAAAAAAAAAGAUUAUUAUUAAUAAUACUUUUCUUCUUAAGUAUGAAAUAGUCAUGUAUUUGCUGUUCUAGGCAUAAGUGGAAAAGUCCGGUUCUUAAAAUGUAGAAAUGUGUGUAGUUAUAAACACGAUGCUUCAUACUUUAUUUUAACAGCAUUUAAAGGCAAAACCUGUCUGAAGACACAGGUCGAAACGUGAUGGACUCCUCUGCAAAUUCACUAUAGAACUAAAUAAAGGCAUGUACAUAAAAAGUCGUUAUAGCCUACUUUUAACACUAAUUCUUGUUAUUUGAAACACUCUUGAUUUCCGGAGAGUUUGGGGAAGUAUCGAUUGUCAUUUUGCUGAUUGUAAAAGUAAAUUAUUUAUUUUAUCCUCUACAAAGUCUACCCCAGUUUUACUUAAAGGGUCAUGAUAAAAUCAUCAUUCCAAUCAUUGUUUUCCCAAUUACCCAAUUCUAGUCCUGUCAUUUCUAAUUUGAUCCGAUGGACAUUGCAGUACAUAUUCUUUAAUAGCAAACAAAUUAUGUAUAGAUGACGAAAAUCACUGUCAUAAGAAAACGUUGGUAAAAUCACAGGUCAGA
Molecule: messenger RNA, 2191 nt
Organism: Xyrauchen texanus (razorback sucker)
Lineage: Eukaryota; Metazoa; Chordata; Actinopteri; Cypriniformes; Catostomidae
Product: homeobox protein Hox-A10b
Exons: 2
Coding region: 136-1179 (347 amino acids)
Biological process (GO): regulation of transcription by RNA polymerase II
Cellular component (GO): nucleus
Molecular function (GO): RNA polymerase II cis-regulatory region sequence-specific DNA binding; DNA-binding transcription factor activity, RNA polymerase II-specific
Source: RefSeq, a predicted model, not a curated record